Gracilinanus agilis (Agile Gracile Mouse Opossum) is the source of this 1249-nucleotide messenger RNA. RefSeq names its product zinc finger protein 135-like. Gene Ontology annotation, molecular function: DNA-binding transcription factor activity, RNA polymerase II-specific; RNA polymerase II cis-regulatory region sequence-specific DNA binding. The record is from RefSeq and is a predicted model, not a curated record. Gene Ontology annotation, biological process: regulation of transcription by RNA polymerase II. NCBI's taxonomy places the organism in Eukaryota, Metazoa, Chordata, Mammalia, Didelphimorphia, Didelphidae. The transcript is spliced from 4 exons. The coding region runs from base 1 to 1227 and encodes 408 amino acids.
AUGCAGUUGAAGAGACUUUCAGUCAUAAUUCAGAGCUCACUGACCACCAGAAAAUUCAAAAUGGAAAGGAACAUUAUGAAUGUAAUGAGUGUGAGAAUCCACACUGGAGAGAAACCUUAUGAGUGUAAUGAAUGUGGAAAGAGUUUUAGACAGAAGUCCAGUCUUGUUGCACAUCAGGGAAUCCACACUGGAGAGAAACCCUAUGAAUGUCAUCAAUGUGAAAAGACUUUCAGAUGCAGGUCUAGUCUUGCUCAACAUCAGAGAAUCCACAGUGCAGAAAAACCUUAUGAAUGUAAUCAGUGUGGAAAGUCGUUCAGAUGCAACUCCAAACUUGCUCUACAUCAGAGAAUUCACACUGGAGAGAAACCUUACGAAUGUAAUCAGUGUGGAAAGAAUUUUAGACAGAGCUCCAGUCUUGCUGAACAUCGGAGAAUCCACACUGGAGAGAAACCUUAUGAAUGUAAACAAUGUGGAAAGACUUUCACACAGAGUUCCAGUCUUGCUCUACAUCAGAGAAUCCACACUGGAGGGAAACCUUAUGAAUGUAAUCAAUGUGGAAAGACUUUCACAAACACAUCCAAUCUAGCUGAACAUCAGAGAAUCCAUACUGGAGAGAAACCUUAUGAAUGCAAUCAAUGUGGAAAGAGUUUUAGGCAGAGCUCUAGUCUUACAGAACAUCAGAGAAUCCACACUGGAGAAAAACCUUAUAAGUGUAAUCAGUGUGGAAAGUGUUUCAGACAGAGCUCCAGUCUUACAGAACAUCAGAGAAUACACACUGGAGAAAAGCCUUAUAAAUGUAAUCAAUGUGGAAAGACUUUCAGACACAGCUCUAGUCUUGCUAAUCAUCAGAGAAUCCAUACUGGAGAAAAACCUUAUAAACCUUAUGAGUGUAAUCAAUGUGAAAAGACGUUCAGAUGCAAUUCUGGUCUUGCUAAACAUCAAAGAAUCCACACUGGAGAAAAACCUUAUGAGUGUAAACAGUGUGGAAAGAGUUUUAGACAGAGCUCCAAUCUUGCUGAACACAAGAGAAUUCACACUGGAGAAAAACCUUAUGAAUGUAAUCAAUGUGGAAAGGCUUUCAGAUUCAACUCCAAACUUGUCCUACAUCAGAGAAUCCACACUGGAGAGAAACCCUAUGAAUGUGAUGACUGUGGCAAAACUUUUAGGGACCGCUCAUCUCUUAUUAUUCAUCAGACCAUCCACACUGGAGAGAAACCUCAUGAAUAGGGCCUUCUAUCAUCUCCAUGCC